This is a messenger RNA of Tachysurus fulvidraco (yellow catfish), 2073 nucleotides long. It is a transcript of the gene ifngr1, whose product is annotated as interferon gamma receptor 1. The record is from RefSeq and is a predicted model, not a curated record. Gene Ontology annotation, molecular function: protein binding. The transcript has 8 exons. Bases 213 to 1421 code for a protein of 402 amino acids. Lineage: Eukaryota; Metazoa; Chordata; Actinopteri; Siluriformes; Bagridae.
AGAACGCGGAAGUCAUUGUGUGAACAGUACAGAGAGCGGAGCUCAUUCACCUCUUCACCACACACACACACACACACACACACACACACACACACACAGGUUUAUUCGCUCAUGUUUGUGACGGAUUUAUUACACAUUUGGGCUUUUAUUCAGUGCGGAUUUAAAGGACCACAUGAUUAAGUGAAACUGUCAGUGAGCUGCAGCUCGGAACGAUGCGCUUUAAUACCCUCAGUGUCCUGAGUGUACUGAGUGUAGUGUGGAGACUCACACACACAGUUCCCGCUCCUACUGACGUGUCAGUGAAAUGUGACAGUUACGGAGUCGAGGUGGAGUGGACGGCUGCCGGGGUCAGCGAGGAAGCUGAGUUUGAGUUAGAGCUCAAAGAUGACUUUGGGAACACCAUUUCUGUUCGCACAAAGGACCGUCGCUACAACAUAUCGUCCCUGUUUAAUGAUACAGGCUACAACAAGUACUUUGUCCAAGUGAAGGCCCGAGAUGGUGAACAGGAGUCUGAGUUUGCAAAAUCACAAACGUUCUCUUUCAGCGCUAUGAUACUAGUCGAUAUCACCUGUGGUCUCGAUUUCCCCCCAGUCACACUGUCUCCUAAGGAUGGAAAUUUGUUUGUUCACUUCGUCAACCCUUUGCACCUUUACGGAGACACACCUGCUUUACGCAACCUCAUAAGUUCUGACAAUCUACAGUACAUUGUCACCAGCGAUGAGGCAAGGGAUGUAGGGUUUCAGGAAAGAUCCGGCAGGUCUGGAGAGAAAAAUGCGUCUGGGAACUCAGAGAAAUCUGAAGAGUUUUCUUGCAAUCGCGAGUCAAAGACGUGUGAAGGCAACAUAUCAUUGCCAGAAAAGCAAGACGAAUACUGCGUCACGCUUGUGGGAUCCAUCCGACAAACUGUUGUAAGGAAAACAAAACCUUACUGUUACUACGGCAGCCUUUAUCCUGGGCCACCCCUCAGCACGUACCUCAUCCCUCUGCUGGCGAGUUGUGCCGUGUUCCUCGUUCUGACUUUGGUCUCUGUGUUUCUGGUGAAGCGAAUUAAGAAGAACAUCAAGCAGGAAAUCAUUUCCAUGUCCCCAGAGUUUCUGAAGUCUAAGAUUCCCCUGACCGACUUCCUGAUCGUGGCGCCGGAGCCUGUAAGCCGCAGAGUUAACGUGGUCGAUGAAGAUCCCCUUCACAUGACAGAGGACAUACAAGAGAACAUCACACAGACAGAAACGAGCCACUCUAGUGACCUCACCGAGGAGGAGCACAAGCUUAAAAUCUCAGCAAGCAGCGAAUCCCUGGACAACUUGUGUGCAUACGGGAAAUCGGACGACCUGUCGAGCGGCGGCUCGGCUUUGGGUUACGACCGGCCGCACACGCUGGUAGAAAUCAGUCCUGGAGACAUGGUGCAAAAUUACAAAUGUUGAUAAGCGCCCGGGUCUUCAUCAAUCGAAAGGAUAUACAUCUCGAGUUCGGAGACAUGUGGCAGAGAGAGAGAGAGAGAUGUGAUAAGAGUAGAGAAUGUAAAUAAUGUGAACAUAGACGUAUCGCGUCUCGUGUCAGCUCCAGGAGCAUUUUAUCUAAAGCCGGUAAAUUUGGGCAUGUUCAGUGACGCAGGACAAGAAUCAUUUAACUUUAUGCAAAUAUGGAGUGACUCUGUACAUCGACUACCGACGCAGACGUACGCCGCUGACUCUUAUACACAAAGGCCAAUUCUUCCUUCAGAAGGUUUACUGCUAGCUUAUCAGCAUGACCCUCUGAUAAACAUUAUUACCAUGGCAACCAGUAGUAGGAAAAGCUACCGAUGACUUCAUAGCACAGGGAAUAUUGCAAUAUUAAAUGCUACAAAGGACACUUUAAUUCGAAUACGCAAUCAAAAACCUCCAAGGUCGUCGACAUUAGCUUUGCUAGCUAGACUACUGAAUGAAUGUGUUACAGAAUGAAAACUCUGUUUGGGGGGGGGCACGGUGGCCUCGGGGGUUUCCUCCGGGUACUCCGGUUUCCUCCCCCGGUCCAAAGACAUGCAUGGUAGGUUGAUUGGCAUCUCUGGAAAAUUGUCCGUAGUGUGUGUGUGUGUGU